GGGAGCUAUGUGUCUCCUUUUCGAAGGAGAGGGGAUGAGAGGGCUGCCUAAUGAUCGUUUCUGGAACACAGACUGAAAGCAGUAGAUGAGAAGAAAAGGAUGAACAACAAAAGACCAAGAGCUGAUCACAGAAGAAAGGGAUAUAGGAAAGAACCAUCUGCUGCUGUCAUACUCUCAUUAUAAGGGCUGUUUUUACAUGAAAAUGCUGCUUGAUUUGUUCUACAAUGUCCCAAGGAGUUGACUCGCACAGUUGAUCUCCUAUACCUGUGGAAAUAGCAAACUUCCCUUUUUCUGGAGCAUGUGGCUAACAAGCUCAUUAACCAGGUAACCUUUGAACCGUGAAACUGAGUCAAGAUGGCGAGCCUUGUCUGCAGCCAAAGUUCCUAUCCACUGCCGCACAGGCUGUCUGUCAGGACCAUUGAUGAAGAAAUAGAGAGAAUAGGAAACGGUACAAGCCGGAACCAUUCUUUAUGUGAAGACACUUCAUCAGAGCUCCAGAGUGUGAUUGCCUUGGACCCUAGGGGUCUGGCGGAGUCCGGCAGGAGCUCUUUCAUUGGAAGGGGAGGCAUGGCUAGGUUAUCGAGACUUCUAAUUACUCUGAGAAAUUGGGCCAUGAGGCACCUUACAAAGGAAGACCAACGCCCCGAUUCGUUUCUGGAACGUUUUCGGGGGCCUGAUCUCAAAGAAGUGUCCAGCAGAGAAAGCAACCUCCAGUCACUCCAGGGAAACCAAGAGAGGUUGGAAAGAGCAAAUAGUCACUGGGUUCUUGCCAGUUUCAAUGCCAACAACAGCAACAACACAGAAGACACAAAGAAUGACACGAAACCUGCAAAUGAAAGCAAAGACCAAAAGCAAGAAGAGAAGAAAGAAGAAAAGAAGGAUGACAAAAAGGAUGAUAAAAAGGAUGAUAAAAAAGAUGAUAAAAAAAAGGAAGAGGAAAAGAAGAAAGAAAUAUUUGUAAUUGACCCUUCAAGCAAUCUCUACUACAGAUGGCUAUCGAUUAUCUCUGUCCCAGUGUUUUAUAACUGGUGUUUUCUAGUAUGCAGAGCUUGUUUUGAUGAACUCCAACGGAACUCUGUUGUCUUGUGGCUGGUUCUGGAUUCCAUGGCAGAUGUUAUAUACAUCGCUGACACACUAGUAAGAUUCAGAACAGGUUUCCUUGAACAAGGAUUACUUGUCAAAGAUGCUAAGAAAUUAAAAGUGAAUUUCUCAAAGACCUUACAGUUUAAGCUUGACGUAUUGUCUUUACUGCCAACAGAUCUAGCUUAUCUUAAAUUAGGACUUAACUAUCCGGAGCUGAGAUUUAACCGGCUGCUUAGGUUUGGUAGGAUGUUUGAAUUUUUUGAUCGCACUGAGACAAGAACCAAUUAUCCAAAUAUUUUUCGCAUUGGGAAUCUCGUCUUGUACAUUCUAAUCAUUAUACACUGGAAUGCCUGCAUCUAUUUUGCAAUAUCUAAAGCUAUUGGCUUUGGAACAGAUACAUGGGUUUACCCAAAUAUAUCCCACCCGGAAUAUGGACGACUUGCAAGAAAAUACAUUUAUAGUCUUUACUGGUCAACUUUAACGCUUACCACUAUAGGGGAAACUCCACCACCAGUUAAGGAUAUUGAGUUUAUUUUUGUUGUAUUUGACUUUCUCAUUGGUGUGCUGAUCUUUGCAACCAUUGUAGGUAAUGUUGGGGCCAUGAUUUCAAAUAUGAAUGCAUCCAAGGCAGAGUUUCAGUCUAAGAUUGAUUCAAUAAAACAAUAUAUGCAGUUUCGAAAGGUAAGCAAGGAUCUGGAGGCAAGGGUCAUAAAAUGGUUUGACUACCUCUGGACAAACAAAAAAACCAUGGAUGAGAAGGAGGUAUUAAAGAGCUUGCCAGACAAAUUAAAGGCUGAAAUUGCAAUUAAUGUACAUUUAGACACUUUAAAAAAGGUUAGGAUCUUUCAAGACUGCGAGGCUGGAUUGCUUAUAGAACUGGUACUGAAACUAAGGCCCCAAGUCUUUAGCCCUGGUGACUACAUUUGCCGAAAAGGAGAUAUUGGAAGGGAAAUGUACAUCAUCAAAGAGGGGAAACUAGCUGUAGUAGCUGAUGAUGGCAUCACUCAGUUUGUGGUCCUCAGUGAUGGCAGUUAUUUUGGCGAAAUUAGCAUCUUAAACAUCAAAGGAAGCAAGUCAGGCAACCGGAGGACAGCCAACAUCAGAAGUAUUGGCUAUUCCGACCUGUUUUGUUUAUCAAAGGAUGAUUUGAUGGAGGCACUUACUGAAUAUCCUGAUGCUAAAACAGUCUUAGAAGAAAAAGGGCGACAGAUCCUCAUGAAAGAUGGUUUAAUAGAUGAAGAAGCAGCCAAAGCAGGUGCAGACCCGAAGGAUAUAGAGGAAAAGGUGGAGAAGAUGGGAAUUGUAAUGGAUAGCUUACAGACUCGAUUUGCCAGGCUAAUGGCCGAUUACAACUCAACUCAGUUAAAACUUAAACAAAGAAUAACAAGGUUAGAAAGUAGAAUAAAGAAAUCCAAUGGUGACACUGUAUCUGAAGGUGGAGACAGUGCUGCGGAAGAAGACCCUCAAAGGACACAAGAAAAGGAAAAUAAAUAACCACAUAUUUCUCUAUUUCAAGCACAGAUUCAAGUAGACACAAGACAUUGUAUUUGUUCUGACAAUCCUAACAAUCUUUGAUUAAAUAUGCUUUAUAUCUUAUUCAUAUAUUUUAUAUGCAAUAAAUUUGUAGAAUUUUUUAAUUGACUAGCCUAUAAAUCCAACAAGCAUAAAAUGACUUUAAAAAGGUUCUAGAUAAAGAACAUAGCUUGUAGAUUUAUGUUACUGUUAGAAAGAGCAGCUGAUGUUGAAUAUUAGCCCUAUACAGUAUUGCUGAACUAUACAUUAUACACUUGCUAUGCUCUUUAUAAAGCUGAUUUUUUUAAAACAACAUUUUAUAUGUUGGAAGGGGCUUGAAUAGCUUCAUAACACAAACUUUUUACAAUUUUAUUACAGUAUUUUAACUAUAUUAUCUGUUGCAGUAGUUAAACCUUGAAUAAUAAAAAUCCUACAUACUA
Xenopus laevis (African clawed frog) is the source of this 3035-nucleotide messenger RNA. It is a transcript of the gene cnga3.S, whose product is annotated as cyclic nucleotide gated channel alpha 3 S homeolog. Bases 355 to 2577 code for a protein of 740 amino acids. The record is from RefSeq and is a predicted model, not a curated record. The transcript has 9 exons. Lineage: Eukaryota; Metazoa; Chordata; Amphibia; Anura; Pipidae.